CCCGUCAGCUCCCAAAGCGAAGCCUGUAAGAAAGGGCAAGUGAGGUUUUUGUGUUAAUAAAGCAGCCCGUGGACUAACAGCUUUGCCCAUCCAUUUGCCGAACAGAGCUUUGUCUGCACACUGACAGGACGUGAGGACGAUGAGGUUAUCUCCCCGGGCAGCUCUCUCACCUCCAGAGAUCAUUUGCAGCCGCUGCAGCCAGUCCUGUAACAACAAGGAACUAGGAAUCCGAAUUCCACGACCACUAGGACAGGGGCCGAGCAGAUUUGUUCCAGAAGAAGAGAUUCUGCAGGUGGGAAGUGAGGAUGCAAACAUGCAUUCUGUGUUUGCUGAAACUUUUGCAGAUUUCGGUCGCUUAGACAACAUUACCCUAGUGAUGGUAUUUCACCCUCAGUACUUGGACAGCUUUCUGAAGACUCAGCAUUACUUGCUGCAAAUGGAUGGCCCCCUUUCACCUUGUUAUCAGCACUACAUUGGCAUCAUGGCAGCAUCUAGGCAUCAGUGUUCCUAUCUUGUUAAUCUUCAUGUCAAUGACUUUAUUCAUCAUGGAGGGGACCAAAAGUGGUUAAAUGGCUUGGAGAAUGCCCCCCAAAAGCUGCGUAACCUUGGGGAGCUAAACAAGAUGCUAGCACACAGGCCAUGGCUCAUUACAAAAGAGCACAUUGAGAAAUUGCUUAAAGCCGGAGAACACAGCUGGUCUUUGGCAGAAUUAAUUCAUGCAAUCGUUCUUCUGGCCCACUACCACUCUUUAGCCUCUUUCACAUUUGGUUGUGGAAUUAACCCCGAAAUACACAGUGAUGGUGGUCACACCUUCCGCCCUCCCUCUGUCAGCAACUACUGUAUAUGUGAUAUUGCCAAUGGCAACCAUGGGAGUCAAGAAGGCCAUUAUCCUCUUGGAAGUGUAAAACUUACAGACUCCUCUUGUGAGGUUGAAGCUUUGAUGGUAAAGAUGAAGCAACUUCAAGAAGGAAGAGAUGAAGAAGAAGCAAGUCAGGAAGAGAUGACAACUCGUUUUGAGAGAGAGAAAACUGAAAGCAUGGUGUUUGCUACAGAAGAUGAAGACCCUCCCCCAGAUAUAGAUGUUUCCCGGCAUUUUGAAGAUACAAGUUAUGGUUACAAAGAUUUUUCACGGCGGGGGAUGCAUGUGCCUACCUUUCGGGUGCAGGAUUACAGCUGGGAAGACCAUGGCUAUUCACUAGUUAAUCGCCUUUAUCCAGAUGUUGGGCAGCUAUUAGAUGAAAAGUUUCACAUUGCUUUCAACUUGACUUAUAAUACUAUGGCAAUGCAUAAAGAUGUGGAUACUUCAACUUUAAGACGUGCAGUAUGGAAUUAUGUCCACUGCAUGUUUGGUAUAAGAUAUGAUGACUAUGAUUAUGGAGAAAUCAACCAAUUAUUGGAUCGCAGCUUUAAGGUUUACAUUAAAAAUGUGGUGUGCAGUCCUGAGAAGACUUCAAAGAGAAUGUAUGAUGGUUUUUGGAGACAGUUUAAGCACUCUGAAAAAGUACAUGUUAAUUUGCUUCUUAUGGAAGCGAGGAUGCAGGCAGAACUGCUUUAUGCUCUGAGAGCAAUUACUCGAUAUAUGACCUGAUUUCUUCUACCUGACUUAAGGAAAAAAGAAAAAAAAACUACAAAAAACAAAAGAAUGUUGAAGUUUCCCCAGCUCGCAUGGAAACUACGGCAGCUGCCUUUUCAGAAAUCCUUUGUGCCAUAUUUCUCAUCGUAUCAACUGUUGGCUUAGUACCACCGACAACUUGUAGCGAACUUGAAGUUGAAUGUGUGAAGAAGAGAUGCCAAGUUCUGGCCUUGUGCCACAUAUGCUUGAACUUUGCUUUAUAAUAUAGCACAUGUUACCUGUAUAUCAGGAUAUGGUUACAAUGGUUAUAAUGAAAGACAUUUCAAGAGGAUGGACUGGGAUAUCCCCACCUAUUUUCUCCUUAGGUGCACACAAAAAUGAGAUUAAGAUGGCACUGCUACUUCAGUAAAUGACUUUAGAGGAAGAGAAAACACGCCAAGGUGCAGGCAGCCAAAUUAAGCUAAAUGACAGUUCUACAUGAACACUGCUAUAGUCUGAGCCUAGUUAAAGAGACUUACAAAAUACAUUUGUGCAUGCUCUAAAGCUAGCCAUACAAGGCAACAUACUUCCUUGCAUACUUCCCAGGUUCCAUCUCGCUCUUUGGCUAUGUGUUUAGUUAUAAGAAACUGUGAGGUUUGUUUUUUUCUAUAUUUUUUUUUCAUAAUGGUUGAAACUUAAGUUGUCUUCCUAAAAAAUGUACAUAUGUUUUUUUGUUUUUCUUCAGUCUUCAGUAGGUAUGUUCUAUAUUAUAAAAUGACUACAGGGAAUGUAGAAUACCUCUUGGUUAUGGGGUGCACACUUUUGUAACAGUUCCAAUCUUUCUUUCAAGCUGCUGCUCUGUUACUAGCAGUUGGGAACAAAGGAACACAGGCAGGAAAACUGGCUCGUGCAAUGCAGACUUCCUCGUGACUGCAGAAUUUUUCAGAAAAAAGGACAGCCUUUUUAUUUCUCUUUCUUAACAUUGAGUUUCAGAUCUGAUUUUAGAUUCUGACUUUGAGGGAGGCAAAAGGAAAACUGUUUAAAAUGGAUGAAACCCAUUGUGUUAUGGAAAUAUCAACAUGAGAAUAUGCUAUGAAACUUUGUUUUUUCAAAGUCUGUCAGUAUUAUUGACAUUUUUUUUAAAUAAAACUUAAGAAACAAAA
Xenopus tropicalis (tropical clawed frog) is the source of this 2715-nucleotide messenger RNA. It is a transcript of the gene sesn1, whose product is annotated as sestrin 1. Gene Ontology annotation, cellular component: nucleus; cytoplasm. NCBI's taxonomy places the organism in Eukaryota, Metazoa, Chordata, Amphibia, Anura, Pipidae. Gene Ontology annotation, biological process: negative regulation of TORC1 signaling; regulation of response to reactive oxygen species. The record is from RefSeq and is marked provisional.